UUAGUUCCAUACGAUUUCAACGUGUGAAGAUGGCAUCCGAUGCGAAGCGUCAGAAAUACAGCGUAGCCGAGGCUUCAGAGAUGAUUUUUGACGAUGGAAGUGAGCAUGGUGGUAUGUCUAGUGGUGAGGAGUCCGAAUUAGACAGAAAACUGGAAAAUCUUAGCGAAGAAUCGAGUGAAUCGGAAGGAGACGUGGGAGAGGUUAGGGAGCAUGAAGAAGAUCCUGAUUGGAUUGAAGGAGAAGUUUCAGAGGUUAGUGAGAUUGAGAGUGAGGGUGAGAUGGAGAGAGAAGACACUGAUGUUGGUGUUUCUGUUGAUCCAGUGCCUUCCACAUCCCAUGCCACAGGUAAGUUUUACAAGCCUGCAAGGUCACGUUGUCCUCUCAGGGCUAAAAGGGAACCUGCCAGACGAGGUACCCAUGGUGUUCGAGGUGCUAGAGUUUGUGCUUUAGUAGCUCGAGGUUCUACAAGUGAUCGUGGUGGUAGUAGAGCCACAAAACGUGCACCCCCAACCCCAGAGGACCCUUCCUCAGAGGAUACUUAUAAAUCAUAUCAUGAUGAGGAUGAGGGAAAUCCCUGUGAUCAGUUUCCACCCCCUCCCUUUACACCUGCACGUCCUCUUGGGAUACAAUUCGAACAGCCUUUGCUCAGGGGUAGGAUGAAUACUGCUGUUGAGUUUUUUAAAUUAUUUUUUACUAAAGAACUGGUGAAUAAUAUUGUUGAGCACACCAACAGCUAUGCUGUUCAACACAUUACUGAGGGUACCCAUAGGAGUUAUGCUCAAGCAGAUGGAUCAUGGAAAGACACAACACCAGAGGAGAUAUACCGGUUGAUAGCCCUUCUGAUCUAUUUUGGUUUAGUGAAAAUAGGUAUUACUAUAAACAGGUAUUGGAGUACCAAGACCCUCUACCAUGGUUUAUGGGCAAGAUCCAUCAUGCCCAGAAUACGAUUUCAAGGGCUCAUGGCCUUCUUGCAUGUUGUAGAUCCUGCAUCUGAGACCCCCAGUAACAAGUUACGUAAAGUAGAGUCCCUUGUUAACUAUUUUAAAUCUAGAUGUGUUGCUUUGUAUCAGCCCAGAAAACAUGUGGCCAUCGAUGAGCGAAUGGUCAGGUCUCGUCACAGGUCUGGCAUCAGGCAGUACACGAAGGACAAACCAACUAAGUGGGGAAUAAAACUGUGGGUACUCGCUGAUAGUUCUAAUGGUUAUACUGUAGACUUCAACAUUUACAUUGGAAAAGAUGCUGCAAGAGGGAUUAGUGAGUUUGGGCUUGGGCAUGAUGUUGUGGUAAGACUUAUUAGUCCCUACUAUGAUCAAGGUUAUCACUUGUUUAUUGACAAUUUUUAUACUUCAGUUCAUCUCAUGAAGCAUUUAUUUCAGCAUGGAGUCAUUGCUACAGGUACCAUUUUGGAUACCAGGAAAGAUUUCCCAGCAAAUCUCAAGAAAGGAAGCAAAUGGGGAAAGGGCAAAGCCAGGGGUAGUAUGCGGUGGCAGAGGGAUCCGCCCUGCUUAGUCUUGCAGUGGGUUGACAAUAAAGUAGUAUCUAUGAUCAGUACUUCUGGUAAUGCUAAUGACUCUGUUCAGAUAAAUCGUAAAAUAAAAUCUGGUGGUGUGUGGAGCUCAUUAGAGGUACCUCAGCCUCAGGUCUUUGCAAUGUACAAUCAGUAUAUGAAUGCAGUGGAUCGAUCUGACCAGAUUCUGGCCACCCACAAUGUGCAACGCAAAUGUAUGAGGUGGUGGAAGACCUUAAUUUUUCACCUUAUUGACAUUGGUGUUGUCAACAGUUUUAUUCUUUUCAGAGAGCACCAGAGGAACAAUCCAGAUAAUCCUGCCCUCAGAAGGACCUCAGAAUAUUCACUGGGUGACUUCAGGGAGGAGCUUAUCCGUGGAAUUUGUGGUUUUCUUGAUUAUGACAACCCCCCUGUGUCCACUGCAGGCAGACCCCCAAGACCAGCUUCCCAAACCAGCCAAUUUGUGACAGAGCACAUUCCACUUCAGGCAUUCAUUGAGGUGGUUUUUUUCCUUGAAGAGGAAACAUGCGUUUCAGGAAAGCUUAUUUACUGCUGUUUCAAGUAAGGUAUAGCUUACUUCCCUUGUGUAAAUACUUGGUGAGGAAAAAUUCUUCAAUAAUCUGGGUAAAUUUUUAUGGUUUUGGGUUACUGUUUGGAAAAAAAAAAGCUAAUUAAUUCUGUGUGUGUUCUUUUUCAUCGAGAUUCUCUGGAUGUCUUUACCAUAAGAUAGGGAAUAUUUCAUCUUGAAUUGUUUCCUUGUAAAUCCAUUCCAUUCAGGCCAAGGCUGUUUUAAAGUCAAAAGUUGCAUGAUAAUUCAUGCAAACUGUAUGCCAUUUUCUUAGCGUGAUUUAAAAUACAUGGAUUUUUGAAGGAAAAAAAUUUUUUUUUCCACAAAGCUUAUUUCAUCCUCUUUCAAAUGAGAUACAGUACUACUCACUAGUGCAAAUGCUGUUGACAAAACAAAAGAAAAAAGGUUGUUGUCUUUUGUCAUUUUUUGGGAUGUUGGGAAUUUAAUUUUAAUUGUUUUAGUGUAGUAUUAAGUGUUUUUGUAAAGGGUAGUUAUUCAUGAAUAAAUAUAGGCAUGCCUAUUAUCAUUUUAUAUUUCCAAAUCCUAAUGAUACCUGUUUGACAGGAAAAUUAUGUUUCAAAAGAAAAAAACAUACAACUCAUGGCUUUCAUCUUACUUGAUGUUUAAAGUAAUUUAAGAUUUUGAUGGACUGUAAUGAAAUCUGUAUUUUGCACUGAAACUUUGUAAAUUUCUUAAAUUUAACAACAUUGAUUCCAUAUAGUUUUUCAUCAUCUGUCACUUUAUAUGAGCACAGAAAGUCAGCUUUAGUAAUAACUUAAUGCAUGUGAUUACUGCAAUAUCCAUAAUGAAAUUUGUUAAAGAAAAAACAAUUCAUAGAUACUUUCAGGCUUUCCUACAAUUACUCCCCACCUCUCCCCCCUCCUCCAUCCUUCUCCCAUUAAAAAAUGGUUAUAUCAUUAUCUGUUACUCAGGCAUUAGUAGACCAAUAUAUGAUAUAUAAAUGUUAUUAAAUUAUCAAGUGGUAUGAAAUACUUGAGAUCUUCUUAUCAGUAUUACUUUGAGACAACAAUAUUGUUAAAAUGAAAGUUAGCAAAAUAUGUGUAUACAAAGUCUGUUAAUAUUUACUGGUUACAAUAAGUGAUAACAUAUAUGUAUUGGAGCCCUAAUUAUUGUGCAGUUAUUGUAAAGGUUUUUCACAAGGAUCAAUGGUUGUACUGUAUUUAGCUCAAUACUCAAUCUCUCAAACUGCAUUGAUCACAAUUUUACUCAGUAAUUUCACCUUGAUUUUUACCAUUGGGUGUUUCUUGGGUUUUAUAUCAGGCAGCACAUAAAGUAAGUCCUGCAUUAGCAGUCUGUUAACUAUUUUUAUUACAAUGUAGUCUGAUUACAUAUGCAACAGCAACCGCAUAUUAUUUGAGUAAGUUAUUGGCUGUCACUAGAAAUGAAAGGUUUUAGAACCGAUGUUCUUCUUUCAUUAGCUCUCACUCAUGACCUAU
Pocillopora verrucosa is the source of this 3532-nucleotide messenger RNA. Lineage: Eukaryota; Metazoa; Cnidaria; Anthozoa; Scleractinia; Pocilloporidae. The record is from RefSeq and is a predicted model, not a curated record.